Molecule: messenger RNA, 1089 nt
Organism: Spizellomyces punctatus DAOM BR117
Lineage: Eukaryota; Fungi; Chytridiomycota; Chytridiomycetes; Spizellomycetales; Spizellomycetaceae
Exons: 3
Coding region: 68-982 (304 amino acids)
Source: RefSeq, a predicted model, not a curated record
AGACUUUUGAGCAUCAUCUACUGCAUCAGCCAUUUACAUUUCACUUUUUUGUUUUUCUAUUAUCAUCAUGUCAUCCUCUCCAUUUCAAGAAGACCUCCUCACAUGCGCCAUAUGCUCCGACAUUUACACCAACCCAGUCAAACUCCCCCAAUGCCCCCACAUUUUCUGUAAAGAAUGUCUAGAACAUACUCUUCAAUCCUGCGCACGGAAAUGCCCCCUUUGUAAUCGGUUUGCAGGAGGAGGAUACAGAAGAGCACUCCCCCAACUCGCACUAUCACAAACAUGCGAUGCAUAUCGUAAAUAUCUUGAUCAAACUCGUCCGGUAUUGAAAUCGACGUUUACGGGUGGGUGUUCAUUGGAGACGUUGACACUCAAGACGGGAGAAAAGAAACCACGAAACGGGGUUCAACAAUGUGAGAUUAGUGUACCGUGUGAGAAAUCGGAUGUCAGACUACGAGGACGACCGAAAGGGGCUACGAAGAAUCCUGAGCAUAUCUCAGCCGGGACUACAAAGAAAACUGAACAUAUCUCACCCGGGACUACAAAGAAACCCGAACAUAUCUCACCCGAGACGACAAUAGAGGAAUCGAAUAGCAGAUUACGAGGGCGACCGAAAGGGACUACGAAGAAGCCUGAGCAUAUCUCACCCAGGACUACAAUAGAGGAACCCAUUACCAGAUCACGAGGACGACCGAAAGGAUCUGUCAAGAAGCCCGUCGAACAUCCACCGCCCAUUCUUGUAGAAGAUACAAACACCAGACCACGCCGCCAUCAAAACAUGUUAAAACCCCAGACAGUACCAGCAGAUCGACCCCGACCAUCAAAACCAGAGUCCAAAGACCAUAAAAAUACGUCUCAAAACCCUUCCAAACGAACCACGACCUCCACAGACACUGAAAACAAGCCCCCAUUGGCCCUCCAUAUUGAACUUCGCUCUCGGAGACAGUUAAAGCGCAUGGCGGACCAGUUUGAACACACCUGAACUCUCUCUUGGGAAAUUCAAAAAAAGACAUCUAAUCAAAUAUAUAUGAGGUUGCAACAUGGCUCGCGCAUCAUCUCUUUUGUUUUUAAAAACAUAUAUCUAAUUAG